This is a messenger RNA of Moneuplotes crassus, 980 nucleotides long. NCBI's taxonomy places the organism in Eukaryota, Ciliophora, Spirotrichea, Euplotida, Euplotidae. The record is from the annotation of a GenBank genome assembly.
UCUAAAUAAAAAUUAAAAAUGUAUUAUGUGAAUUCUCCAAGUCGUGAUAAGUAUCUAAGCUUGUAUUUACACAGGCCAGUAAGGAUCACGCUUCCUCUUCCUAAUGCCAAGCCAAUGAGAGGGUGGACCUCUAAGAGCCAGGGAUACCUCUUUGAUACUGAUCAAAAGAAAUCUUUUGAAAAAGUUGUCAACUUCUGUGGUCUGGGCCCUCAAGUUUUAUUAAAUACUCCAUCACCAAAGCAGCAGACUAAUUCUCUUGCCGAAGCCCCUAUUAUCUCCUCUUUGAACCAGGUAUCUCAGAGCUUGCCUCAGACAGAGACCAUGAGCAGCAGUUCCAACGACUCUCAUAGUAAAAUAGAGACAAGAGAGGACUCAAAAGAACCGCUUGACCAAAAGUUGCAUGUUGUUAUAAAGCCAAAGGAGAAGAAACAGAACCCAAGUGUUGCCUCAAAGAAAGAUUUGUAUAAGUUGAGCACACUUAUCCAGAACAUUAACCCUUGUCUUUCCAGUGCUAAGUCUGAUAUCUCUCUAGAGCAUCUUGACGAGUACUCAAUCUCAUCUACAGGGCUAUAUAUGUCUAAAAUUUUAUGAGGGUUUAACUGGGAAUUUGAAGUCUUCUUUGAAAAGAAUAAACAGACAAAGAGAAGCAGAAGAAAUCUACGAUGCAAGCACAAAAACUGAGGGAAAGUAUUUAAGAAGGCUUGGAAUUUGUUCGAUCACAUGAGGAUACAUAUCGGAAAGAAGCCUUACGCUUGAAAGUUUUGAGGCAAAUGUUUUGCCCAGAAUGGGAACUUAACAAAACACCUUAAACUUCAUCAAGGUAGAAGACCAGCCCAUGAUUGAGAUCUUUGCGGAAAAAUAUAUACCGAAAAAUUUAACUUGAGGGCUCAUUUAGUUAACAAACAUGGUAUUGAUCAAGACUUGGACUUUGAAUAAAGUGAAUGUUCUUUAGGCUACUGUCAGAUCCAUCAGUUUACUUG